AUGAAUUACGAAUUUGGGCGAGAAAGUGGUUUCAUCAACAGCCAGCCGUCGCUCGCUGAGUGCCUGACAUCUCUCACUAACCCUGUCGGUGAUGCAUUUCAAAGUUCAUCAAUCAAGAGCCCGGCGCUUUCACGAUCGACACUGAUUCCUCCUCCUCCCUUUGAGCACACCAUCCCCGGCCUGAGCGCGGGCAUCCACCCACGCCACAGCCGCGCAAAGCAGCCGGCUCCGGGAGGCUGCAGCCCGCCGCGCGCCGCAUCCCUGCCCCCGGAGUACCCGUGGAUGAAGGAGAAGAAAAGCAUCAAGAGGAACCAGACCGCUGCGGCUUCUUCAGCUUCUUCCUCUGCGCCCGCUGCUGCCCCGACGACUGACUCCUCUCCACUCUACUUCUCACCCCAAGAGGAAGCAGAGGUUGUUGUUGGCGGCGGUGGAGCAUCCAGGAGGCUGAGAACUGCCUACACCAACACCCAACUCCUGGAGCUGGAGAAGGAGUUUCACUUCAACAAAUACCUGUGCAGACCCAGGCGGGUGGAAAUAGCGGCUCUGCUGGAUUUAUCGGAGAAGCAGGUGAAAGUGUGGUUUCAGAACCGGAGGAUGAAGCACAAGAGGCAGACCCACUGCAAGGAGAACCGGGACAGUGAGGGGAAAUACGCGUGCCUGAUGGAUGACGGGCCGGAGGAGGACGAGGAGUUCGAGCCGGCGGCGGAAAGCGUCGCAGGCGGGACGCUCCUGGAGAGGGAGAGGUAUUUCCCCCAGAAUACCUUGACUUCACAACAGUGUCCGAAUGGGAACAAUGGGGACAGCCUGAUCCCGACAGCUACGCAUUCGGGCAGCUAUGAGAAAAAUCUGAAACAUUUUCCUAACCCGGCGCCCACUGUUCCAACCUGCGCGUCAACAAUAGGCACGGACAAUGACUGUUCCCCGGGCCUGGACGUCUCUUUGCAGGAUUUCCACGUUUUCUCAUCCUCCUCCUCUUUCUCACCGAGUUUCUCAGAUUCAACACAAAGUCCUCUGCACUUAUCCUCCGAGACGUUUGACCUCUUCUCAGAAACUCUCACAACAAUCGAUCUGCAAAACUUGAGUUAUUGAAAUAUUUGUCUUUUUAAUUCUCAUUCAGACACCAUGUGUUCUCAGUGUAGCAGUAUAAGCCUCAUGGGGGGAACUAUUUAAAAAAUCCCACCAGUAAGGUAAGUUAAAGAAAAGAAGCAAACAAACAGCAAAAGUACUAUUUUGCU
Platichthys flesus (European flounder) is the source of this 1235-nucleotide messenger RNA. RefSeq names its product homeobox A2b (gene hoxa2b). Gene Ontology annotation, molecular function: DNA-binding transcription factor activity, RNA polymerase II-specific; DNA binding. Lineage: Eukaryota; Metazoa; Chordata; Actinopteri; Pleuronectiformes; Pleuronectidae. Gene Ontology annotation, biological process: regulation of DNA-templated transcription. The transcript is spliced from 2 exons. Bases 1 to 1089 code for a protein of 362 amino acids. The record is from RefSeq and is a predicted model, not a curated record.